AUGGGAAAAAAUCCACCAAAGUGGCUUCCGGGUGAUCGUGUGAAGGAGACUAUUCUCCUGCAGCGCAAGUCGGUGGAGCAGCUGCGUGCUGACCGUGUGCUUCGCCGUGAUAAACUGCAGGAGCGCCGCGAUCGACACAAGGCGAAGUUGGAUGCGAAGCGGAAGCGCAAACUGACAAAGAAGAAGUUCAUAUCCGCACAGACCAUUCUGAAACACGCCCAGCGUGCCCAGCGCCAGGGACACGUAUUCCGCAAGAUUGGCGAACGGGUGCGUGGAAAGCGCUUCCGCCUGGUGCAACAACAGCUGCAGGAGGAAAAGGAGCAGAUAAACGCAAAGGAGGGAGAAACCGCAGAGGAGGAAACAACAACAAAGACGGAAGAAAAGGCUCCGGUGGUGGUGUUGGUGGUGCGGGCGAAGGGGCGGCAGAUCCCAACAGAAGUGGCCGCCGCGUUCCGCCGUCUCGGACUGCAGAAAUUAUACGCGGCGCGGCUCAUCUGCCUUGACGACCCCAACCGCCCACAUCUCAACAACAAAAACCGCCAUUCCAAUCAAACGGAGGUGUUGGUGCGGCAGUUGGCGCCAUUCGCCAUCGUUGGCCGCCCACCCGCCGCACAAUUGGAGGAACUUCUCCGCACACGCGGUUGUCUGUGGAACGCAGAGACACGCACACGCCGCAUUAUUAGCGGUAAUCUCAUGCUUGAGCAGACACUCGGACAAUACAACGUGCUGUGCGUGGAGGACCUCUGCGACGCCAUUGUGAAGGGCUCUGAACACGUGCAGGAGAUCCUGCAGCACAUCGCACCCUUCGACUUCCACCCACCGCGUCAGCUCUUUAUGGAACGUCAUCGCUCUGUGCAUCAGAAGCUCGAGGUUGUGAACAGAGACUCCUUUGCUUCCUAUCUCGCCCAACAACUCAAGACAGCCACAAGGAAGGAGAAGAAACUUGAAGCAUCUAAUAAGCGUAAAGCAGCUAAGAAAGCAUCCUUAGCCUCCUAG
This is a messenger RNA of Trypanosoma theileri, 996 nucleotides long. Its product is annotated as 60S ribosomal protein L7. Gene Ontology annotation, cellular component: cytosolic large ribosomal subunit. Gene Ontology annotation, molecular function: RNA binding; structural constituent of ribosome. The record is from RefSeq and is a predicted model, not a curated record. Gene Ontology annotation, biological process: maturation of LSU-rRNA from tricistronic rRNA transcript (SSU-rRNA, 5.8S rRNA, LSU-rRNA). NCBI's taxonomy places the organism in Eukaryota, Euglenozoa, Kinetoplastea, Trypanosomatida, Trypanosomatidae. The coding region runs from base 1 to 996 and encodes 331 amino acids. The transcript has a single exon.